UUUUGGGUAAAUUAAAACUUGUUUCUUUGCCAAACAACAAACCCCAUUUUUUUCUCAAUGUUCUUGCAGUUGAUCUACGAAGUCGAUAAAGUCAUCUUCUUCCUAUCUGUUACAGAGAGAAAGUGGAUAAGAGUUUUUUAUAACAGAGGGAGAUAGAGAAGAAAACAGGGGGAAAAUAAGGGAAAAAGAAAAAGUUGGUGUUGGGUUUUGUGGGUUUUUGCGUCACGAUCAUUGGCUGCACGUGGAAGCCUAGAAGUUUCGUGCCGAUGCUCGUUUUCCUCCGCCUUCCUCAGUUUCUUCCUUCUUUGCAACUGCAACCCACCUUCCAUCUUUCUUCUCUAAUCUGCUGUGAAUGCUUCUUUAUUUGUACGUGUUGAAUUUCCAUAUUUAUUACAAUCGGUCGGGAGUUGUAGAUUCUUCAACUGCAUGCGGUGAAGUUUUUGUAAUGCCCCAAAAUUUAGUUCAAUGCACACUUGCUGUAAGUGGGAGGAAGUAGAUUUGUAACUUUGUGAAUUAUGGCUCUAUGUGGGGAUCAUAAAGAUAGAGAAGUGAGGAUCCAUGAAAGUUUGGAGGAGCUAAGUACUGAUUUAGCUGACUAUAUUGCUGAAUUAUCAGAGGCAUCUGUGAAAGAACGUGGGGUGUUUUCUAUUGCGUUAUCUGGUGGUUCUCUGAUUAGCUUAAUGGGAAAGCUCUGUGAAGCUCCUUAUAACAAGACUGUCGACUGGGCCAAGUGGUAUAUAUUUUGGGCUGAUGAACGUGUUGUUGCAAAAAGCCAUGCCGACAGCAAUUAUAAGCUUGCAAAGGAUAACCUUCUUUCCAAGGUUCCAAUUGUUCCCAGCCAUGUACACUCGAUCAAUGAUUCAGUGUCAGCUGAGGAAGCUGCUGAUGAGUACAAGUUCGUCAUUCGACAAUUAGUUAAAUCCCGCAUCGUAAGUGUGUCCGAUGUGAGUGACAGCCCCAAGUUUGACCUCAUACUACUUGGAAUGGGUUCUGAUGGUCACGUUGCCUCAUUAUUCCCUGAUCACUCGGUGCUCGAGGAGAAAGAUGAAUGGGUUGCCUUCAUCACCGAUUCUCCAAAACCUCCACCAGAGAGAAUCACCUUCACAUUGCCUGUGAUCAACUCUGCAUCAAAUGUGGCAAUUGUUGUGACAGGUGAAAACAAAGCAGAGACCGUACAUUUAGCCAUCGACGACAUAGGACCAGACUGCCCACUCCUACCUGCAAGGUUGGUACAGCCAAGAAAAGGAAAACUGACAUGGUUUUUGGAUAACAACGCCGCUUCAAAACUCGACAAUUACCAAUUUUCCGAGUAGGCUUAAGCUGUUCCCAACACAGUGUAUCUCUGUAUGUAGUUGAUGGAUUUCAGCAGUUGUGGAUCCUUAUCUCUUCAUUUCAGUCCCACAUUAAAUUUCAACCCCCCCUUCCCUUUUAAUUUUGGGUCACAUUCUCCAUAUUUUGACUUCUCUUCAUCUCUUUUCUCGAGUGAUUAGAAGUGUGAAUCUCCUUUUCAUUUUGUAAGCAGAGCUAAAUAAGUUAAUAUCAAAAGCAGAUGGUUUUGUAGGACAAUUGCUGCUAUGUAUAUUUUGAAGCCAGCAGAAACAUCAAUCCAAAUUUGUAAAAAGCAGCAUUCUUCACAAAUUUAUUGAAUUUCUCUCUUUUCUUUC
Messenger RNA from Cucumis melo (muskmelon), 1664 nucleotides. RefSeq names its product probable 6-phosphogluconolactonase 1. Bases 516 to 1313 code for a protein of 265 amino acids. The transcript is spliced from 6 exons. Lineage: Eukaryota; Viridiplantae; Streptophyta; Magnoliopsida; Cucurbitales; Cucurbitaceae. Gene Ontology annotation, biological process: pentose-phosphate shunt; carbohydrate metabolic process. The record is from RefSeq and is a predicted model, not a curated record. Gene Ontology annotation, molecular function: 6-phosphogluconolactonase activity.